Molecule: messenger RNA, 420 nt
Organism: Prunus armeniaca (apricot)
Lineage: Eukaryota; Viridiplantae; Streptophyta; Magnoliopsida; Rosales; Rosaceae
Source: the annotation of a GenBank genome assembly
AUGCUAGGCGUGCUCCUCCAACUGAAACAGGGAGCGUCAUCUCUAUUUGACACAGACUACCCGACUGUUGUGAUCCUCAUUCUUGCUCUAGUCGUUUACGGUGGAUCAUUAAUUGGCGCUACAUAUAUAAAUCAAGAUCACCUUAAUUUGAAUUUGGAAAAAUUCAUGAGCAAGAUUAGCCUCCUUUUUGGAGCUGUUUCCGUAGUUUUGGAAUUGGUGAUCCUAGUCCCGAAUUUAGGGUUAGCCGCCCUCUUCUUUUGGAUCGUUUGGUUUGUGAGCUUCGUAGGUGAGUACGCGUGCCUAUACUUGGAAACGUUGUAUAAAAGUGGAGUUGCAAGAAUUGUUCAGGCCUUUGAAAAACUGAAAGAAUAUGUUGCCCGAUUCACAGUGAGACCCGAUGAGCAAAUUGGGUUGCCCUAA